Molecule: messenger RNA, 2228 nt
Organism: Prunus avium (sweet cherry)
Lineage: Eukaryota; Viridiplantae; Streptophyta; Magnoliopsida; Rosales; Rosaceae
Product: Ubiquitin-like superfamily protein
Molecular function (GO): protein binding
Source: RefSeq, a predicted model, not a curated record
CCAAUUUUUUUUGUUUUCUCCUCCAACCCUAAGUUCCCAACUCAAUCCCCCCCUCCCCAAAACCCUCAACUCCAUCUCCUCCCUUGCUGCCGCCGUUCGGGUGCCGCUGCUGCCGUUCGUCGCCGUGUGGUGGUGCCUCCAGCUACUCGCUUUGUUUUUACUCAUUGUUAUUGUGAAAUUUCACAAUUUCAAAUCUUAUUGAAACUUUGGCAUUUUGUCUGAACCCAUGGAACCGUCUCUCGCCUCUCUGACGUAUAAGGGUUCCAUACCUGAAGCAAUCACUGAAGCAAAGAAGCAGAGGAAACUCUUUGUCGUGUAUAUUUCAGGUAAAAAUGAUGAGUCUAGUUGCUUGGAAAAUUCUACAUGGACUGAUGUAAAUGUAGCAGACUCGGUAGCAAAGUACUGUAUUUUAUUGCAUAUCCCGGAAGAAAGCACUGAUGCUGCAAAUUUUUCUGCAAUAUACCCACAGAAAUCUAUACCUUGUAUUACAGCUAUUGGAUACAAUGGUGUACAAAUUUGGCAAAAUGAGGGCUUUGUCAGUGCUGAAGUCCUGGCGUCCAGUUUAGAGAAGGCGUGGUUGGGUAUUCAUAUCCAGGAAACAACUGCAACUGUGUUGAGUGCAGCUCUUGCUUCAAAUAACUCUGAACCGUCUACUUCGGGGGUUCCUAAUACUGUCUCAACUGAUGAAGGAAGUUCCUCAAGUACUAAUCCGGGAAGUUGCUCAAGUGCAGUUGUUCCGUCGCCUUCAAUAGACACAAAUGAUCAAUCACCUGAUGCUAUAGAUGCUGUCUCUGACACAGUGAAGAAAAAUAAAGUUCGUGAUUGCAGAGUUGAGGACCAAAAUAACGAUUUAGGAUACAAGACAUCUUCAAAAUCAUUUGAUGCUAAUGGGUUAGAGUGUGUCGGGGAUGAACAGUCCAGCUCUCCCAUCAAAUCUGCCCAAGGACUACAGGGUACUGAUAUGGAAGACCUGAACAAUUCUGGAGCUGAUAAUGUUUCUUCCAUUGCUGAAGUUGGUUAUAGUGGCGCUGAAAAGACCACUGUUAAUCAUUCAGGUGUCUCGGGAGAAGCUUCACAAGCAUAUGGUAGUGAAAAAAAUGAAGCUCUGCAAGUUGAAAAGGGUGAAGUUAAAGAUGAUAAGAAGGUUGAUGCAUUUGAGAAGUGUACGGAGGUCAGCAAAUCAAGUGAUGUUCACUUGAAUAUCCGAUUGCCCAAUGGUGUCAGCCUGAAACAGAAGUUUUCUGUGACAAGUACUAUGAGAAUGGUCAAAGACUAUGUUGAUGAAAACCAAGGAACUGGUAUUCGCACUUAUGAUCUAGCCAUCCCUUAUCCUCGCAAGGUAUUCUCUAAUCAAGAAUUAAAUGAAUCGUUAUCAGAUUUGGGCCUGUUUGAUAGACAAGCAUUGAUAGUUGUUCCACAUCAGCAAGGGACUAGUUAUCUGAGCGGGAGAUCUGCAUUCUCAGACCAAAUAGACUACAGAAAUACUGUUAGUUCCUCAAAUGGAAAUAAUGGGGGAUAUUUUUCGUAUGUGAAAGGAUUUCUAUCUUACUUCAAUCCUCUCUCUUAUUUUGGUGGUGGUGCAAACUCAUCAAGUUCGGGACUGCAAUCUAGCCCAAAUUCUGCACGUCAAAACAAUUCCACUGAAAGCACUUCUACAAGUAGUAGAAAUGAAGGGAAAAAAAACAGGCAACCACCAGCAUCUGGUUUUGGAAGUAACAUACACACAUUGAAACAUGAUGAAGAUGAUGAACGGUUCAGCGAUAGAAAUGCCUUCUGGAAUGGUAAUUCUACUCAGUAUGGUGGUGGCAAUGAUGAUGGCAAAUAAGAUAUUCAUGAUAAAUCAUGCUGAGAUUUUACACUCUACUCUGUCCUUAGCUGCUGCUCACUUGUCUGCUUUCUGCUUCUUACCAUAUAUUCGAGUUCGAUUGAAAGAUAGAGAAUUGUAGAUAAUAAAUAUAAGUCAUCGAGGAUCCCAGGCGCUUGCGAAUAGAGCAGACUUUGUUGGGAGAGUUUCAUGUUUGAACUUACAAUUCGAGUUUCAUGUUUGUAAAUGAGUACUUUUUCUCAACGUUAAGGCUCACAGUUCCAUUGACUUUAUCCGGGCUCUCAAAUUUGGGUUUUGUUGGACCUCCAUACCUCGAUAUCUUGUAGACUUGGUUAAUCUGGCCUUUAGGAACAUGAUUAAUAUCCCAUAGUAUGUAUUUAUAAUAGUGAUUGGCAUUGAAAAA